This is a messenger RNA of Neoarthrinium moseri, 1032 nucleotides long. RefSeq lists its product as uncharacterized. The record is from RefSeq and is a predicted model, not a curated record. Bases 1 to 1032 code for a protein of 343 amino acids. Gene Ontology annotation, biological process: mitochondrial respiratory chain complex IV assembly. Gene Ontology annotation, cellular component: mitochondrion; membrane. NCBI's taxonomy places the organism in Eukaryota, Fungi, Ascomycota, Sordariomycetes, Amphisphaeriales, Apiosporaceae. The transcript is spliced from 3 exons.
AUGAAGUCGCCAAGCUGGACCCUCCGGCAAUCGCUCGCGCGCAAGCUCGAGCUCGCCCUGCAGCAGCAGUUCCACCACCAGAGCCCAGCGGCGGCAUCGAGCCGCGCAAGCGCCCCAUUACGAGCGUGCCGAGCCAAGACGUCCCAGCAGAGCCGCGGGUUCUCACGGACGGCACCGCGGCGCGAGCAGCAGCAGCGGCCCGCGCCGGCCGAGGACCCGGGGUUCACGUCGAUCCUGGACAACCCGCCGCAGCUGGUGCGGACGGGGCGGCGGCACAACAAGCUGGGGCUGGCGUUCCUGGCCGUGAUCCCGCUGACGGCGCUGGCGCUGGGCACGUGGCAGGUGCAGCGGCUGGGGUGGAAGACUGAGCUGAUCGCGCGCUUCGAGGACCGCCUGGUGCGCACGCCGCUGCCGCUGCCGCCCCGCGUCGACCCGGCCGCCAUCCACGACUUCGACUUCCGCCGCGUCGUCGCCCGCGGCCGCCUGCGCCACGACCAGGAGAUGCUCAUCGGGCCACGCAUGCGCGACGGCGAGGACGGCUACAUGGUCGUCACGCCGCUGCAGCGCGAGGAUGACGGCGCCGGCAGCACGACCGUUCUGGUCAACCGCGGCUGGAUCAGCAAGAAGAUGAAGAGCCAGAGGGUGCGCGGCGACGGUUCCCUGCCGACGGGGGAGGUCGUGGUCGAGGGCCUUUUGAGGGAGCCGUGGAAGAAGAACAUGUUUACCCCAGAUAACCGGCCUGACAAGGGCGAAUUCUACUUUCCUGACGUGCAGCAGAUGGCCGAGUUGACGGGGAGUCAGCCUGUGUGGGUGGAGGCUACCAUGGAGCCGGAUCUGCUACAGACGAUGGACAUGGCGAACAAGGGCAUUCCAAUUGGCCGUGCGGCGGAGGUCAACUUGAGGAAUAACCAUGCCCAGUACAUCUUCACAUGGUAUGGACUCGCCGCAGCAACGUCCAUUAUGUUCUACAUGGUAGUCAAGAAACCUCCAACGGAGGUGGCACGCAAGGUGCGGAUGAACAAGAACUGGUGA